CAGCACCAGCUUGGGCACUGAAGCCGAUCAAUAUUCUGAUCUUUUGGUUGUCUAGAACAGUAUUGAUAGUUCCGUAUCGAGGUGAAGUAGAGCAUGGGCCUGACCUUUCAUUUGCUUAACACACGGUAGGCCGGCUCGGCUUGAAGGACGAUGUAUGCCCCGGGAGAAAAUUCCCAGUGUAAAUCGUUCGUUAUUCCAGGUCAAGAUUUGCUGCAGCCUGGGAAGACAGAACCGUCCCCUGAGGUGUCGAGAACGACCCCAGUGCUCACUGGGGAUGCUCUUGAAAUUUUGGGUCCCGAGAGGUAUCCCCAACGAGCCCUCUAUGGACACAUUGUUUCGCAAUGCGCUGCCGAGUUCCGCAGCCAUCCAGCCAAUCCCAUGCUGUAUGUCAACACUAACACGCCUUUCAAUGCGCUAGUAUGCGGAGUUCAGGGGUCGGGCAAAAGCCAUUCUACGGCUGUCCUUCUUGAAGGAUGCUUAAUCCAGGACUCGAGAAUUGGGGCGCUUCCAGCACCCCUUAGUGCGUUGGUGUUCUACUUGGAUAGUGCAUCAGGUAGCGGUAUAGUGCAACCCUGUGAGGCAGCAUAUCUCGCGAUGUUGGAUGCUCACCGUGGUGGUCAUGCCAAACCGCCUAACGUCACUGUCCUCGUUUUACCGCCGAACCUGCAGGCAAUGAGAAAAGUCUAUUCCGGUUUGCUCAAUGUACAAGUCGAGCCUUUGCAUUUCUCCCCGGAGAAUAUUAGCGGGGAACGUCUCCUCACUAUGAUGAGACUAAAUGAGAACUCUCAGCUGCCGAUCUACAUGGAAGCUAUCAUGACGACUCUUCGUACCAUGGAGCAUGAUUUCAACUAUCAGGUCUUUCGCCAGAAAUUGGACGAACUAAAUCUCAAGCCCGACCAACGUACGAUGCUGAACCUCCGUCUCAUGCUUCUAGACUCCUGCUUUAAGGGUGGCGAAACCGUGAAGAGUGUCUCGUCUCAUUUCAAAAAGGGACAGUUGACGAUUGUCGAUUUGUCCUCUCCGUUUAUGGAUGGCGAGUCGGCGUGCGGGAUAUUCGACCUGGUACUUAGCCUCUUUGUCGACGCUGAGAUUGAAGGCGCCGGCAAGCUUGUAGUCCUCGACGAGGCUCACAAAUAUCUAUCCGAGACGAAAGCUGGCAGCUCAGGCCGUCUUACUGACUCCGUGCUCACCGUGGUACGACAGCAGAGGCACCUGGCCACCCGAGUGAUUAUCUCCACUCAGGAGCCCACCGUAGUCCCCACAAAGUUCUUAGACCUGAGCUCUUUUGUCAUUGCCCAUCAGUUUUCGUCUCCGGCGUGGAUGCACCACCUGUCGCAGCAUGUGUCGUCAGGCAAAGGGGUUUCGGGGGAGCUGCUGUCCAAGAUUGUGUCCCUGGAGGCCGGAGAAGCGCUUCUGUUUGCGCCUCGCGGUCUUGGGGCGCGCAAUGUGGGGAGUCCGUCCGAGCUUGACGCUGCUCACAAGCCGGGAGCUCGAGACCAAGUCCUCGGCGCCACGGUAGCGCACAUCGGCCAGGGAUACUUGCAUGUCAAGUCUCGCCAGCGCAUCACCCGUGAUGGUGGACAUGCCAUUCUUGCCGUCCCCGACGAAGAAGCUACUCGUCUCGGCCGCGUCUCUGUCCGCGCGCCUCCCGCCACCGGGGAACCUGAAAAGAGCACCGUUGCCGAAGGUGCGGCAGUUAUGGCACGGGAGAAGAACGAGGCCGAAGGGGUUACGUCAAUCAAACUGGCUUUCCGUGUCGUGAACUAUGUCGUCAGCCAGUUCAGCCGCAACGAUGCGGCAUCGCUUUCUCUCGAUGACAUUCGCAAGAAUUUUGAAGCCCUUAACGAUGCGGACAUUGAAACUGUCCUUCAGCAGGCGGAAAACGAAGGAUUCUUUCGAAGACAGAACAACCGGAUUCUGCGACCCAACGAGGCCAAUGGGUCUGUGCUGUCUUCCCCGCCAAAUUCCUCGGACUUCGAGUCUCGGGAUACCAACGAGGCGUCGAUUGGAAUUCAGGUAUCGUCUGUAGUCGACUACGUGAAAGGUCGCGUGAACCACGGCGCACCGAAAUUGUCCAUCAAGAAUAUCCGCAAGUACUUCGCCAACAACCAGCCAGUUUUGAGCGAGGCCGACGUUGCUGCGGCAUUGUGUGCAGCAAAAAAGGCGGGACAGCUCGUGACAAAGUCAAAGGGCGGUAAACAAUGGAUAACGCUGCCGCAGAAGGCUUCGUCGACUAAGAAGCUGCCCUCAGGAUCGUCUGCAGGUCCAAGCACCACGUCGUAUUCUGCUCUUACGGUAGCAAGUGCUGCAGCCGUGACGGCUAUCACGUUCAAAGGCAGCCACCAGCGCUUUGCACCCCUCGUCCGCGUCGUGCUCGCAAGCUACUCCAAGCAGAAAAAGCCCGUCGACGUCAGCACAAUCCAGAAACACUUCCAGCAAAGCAAUCUAGGGAUCUAUGGAAAGAAGUUAAGGGCAUACAAGCAGGUCGCUACCGCAGCUGUGUCGCAGGGCCUGCUCCUCGACGCUUCAGGUGGCGCGAGGAAGCCGCUGGUGGUGAAGGUGGCGCCGAUCCCGGGCGCAAGAUAUGAUUUUUGAGCGCUAGCACAAGUGCCUGGGAUUGAGAAUAGGUGUUAUCGAGUUUAGCCCUUUGUAUGAGUCUUCAACUGCUCCUCGCUUAUCUUGUCGUUUUGCCCGUUCGCAGAGGCCGUCACCUGUAUAUCGUCUAUUCAAACUUAUGACAAACGUCCGUUUCCAUCUAGCUAUCCUUCGGUAUCUUCCCAUCAGGUCCCACAGUCUAGUCACCUCAUGAAAGCCCAAAAGGUUGGAGGUUCUGGUGGGUUUCAACGUGCCACAGGCAUCUUCAAGCGAGCGAGUACCUGCGUCAGCUUCACGCGUUCGUUGAGGAGAGCGAGAGUAUGCUGCGUCGGAGAGUUAUGUCUCGUGGUGAUCCGUCGAGGGACACCGGCGACCGGCGGCGUCUUCGCAGAGGAUAGCUGUGCAGAAAGCGGGGCCGCUGGAGGGGGAGACGCGGCGUUGGGUCGACGGGCGGUUUCAAACGUGAGGAGCUCUUCUCCUAUGUCGAUGGGUUCUAUCCAGUCUGUGCGGCGAGCUGAAUUCCUUCCGAGCGGAUGGAAGAUGCCCGAAGGACACUCGGACCAGAUUGGCGAACCGGCUUCCGCGCCCAGGCCAGCGUGGUCCACCUGUG
This is a messenger RNA of Phanerochaete carnosa HHB-10118-sp, 3205 nucleotides long. RefSeq lists its product as uncharacterized. The coding region runs from base 151 to 2595 and encodes 814 amino acids. The transcript has 11 exons. Lineage: Eukaryota; Fungi; Basidiomycota; Agaricomycetes; Polyporales; Phanerochaetaceae. The record is from RefSeq and is a predicted model, not a curated record.